CUCAGGACCACAACAGUUCCAUUCCUUCCUUCUCUUCUCCUCUAUAAAGUCACAACCCCAUUCCCUCUUCUUCCCUACACACAAAUCCUAUCUCUCCCCAUUCGAUAUCUUCUUAGUUUCUUUUUUUUCCAGAUAACUUCCGUCUCUUACUCUCCCUCUGUUUCUUGUUCUUUUUUCCUUGUUUUUUAUUUAUUGAGCAAAGAAAAUGGCUAUUCCUUGUCCUCCCCUUCUUGGAUCAGAAAAGCUGUCCAUCGAGGGAGGCCCUUUGUCUCCUCUCUCCUCACCACCCCAAGUAGUCCUCACCCAAGACGAGCUUAAAAAGAUUGCCGCUUACAAAGCCGUCGAUUUUGUCCAGUCUGGCAUGGUUAUUGGCCUCGGCACUGGCUCCACUGCCAAGCAUGCCGUCGACCGUAUUGCUGAUCUCUUACUCCAAGGCAAAUUGAACAAUAUUAUUGGCAUACCCACUUCCAAAAAGACCCAUCAACAAGCUUUGUCUCUUGGCAUUCCUCUGUCCGAUCUUGAUACUCACCCCAAUGUCGAUCUAGCAAUCGACGGCGCCGAUGAAGUGGACGCCGAUCUUAAUUUGGUCAAGGGCCGAGGUGGGUCUUUACUCAGAGAGAAAAUGAUUGAAAGUGCUUGCAAAAAGUUUGUAGUUAUUGUAGAUGAGUCUAAAUUGGUAUCCCAUAUUGGAGCCAAUGGAGCAAUGCCGGUUGAGGUUGUGCCUUUCUGUUGGAAAUUCACGCAACAAAGGCUUCAACAGUUGUUUGAGUACGCUGGUUGCAUGGCCAAGUUGAGGACUAAUGGGGGUGAAAAUGGUGAUCCAUUUGUCACUGAUAAUGGGAACUACAUUGUAGACUUGUUUUUUAACAAUGAUAUUGGUGAUUUAAGGGCUUCUAGCGAUGCUAUUCUGAGGCUAGCUGGGGUUGUGGAUCAUGGAAUGUUUCUUGGCAUGGCAACUACUGUUAUUGUUGCCGGUGGGCUUGGGGUCACCAUCAAGAACAAGUAGAUUGAGAUGAGUAUUUAACAAUUACCCAAAAAAAAUGUCGGGUUGCUAACCAAAUUGGGAAAUUUUUUACUGGUUAUUGUAACAUUAUUGACAUCUAUCAUGUGGAGGUAUUCUCCAUUAGUUUUGGUCAGAAAAAUUUAGCAAGGAACAUUAGGAGCUUUUGUAUUCUGUGGGAGCCUGAAUAAUCGGCUUAAUACGUGUCAGCUGCCAUAUCCUCUUCUUUUCAAUAUAAAAAUUACGCCUCUUUUAAGUGGA
Messenger RNA from Hevea brasiliensis (rubber tree), 1261 nucleotides. RefSeq names its product probable ribose-5-phosphate isomerase 2. The record is from RefSeq and is a predicted model, not a curated record. Lineage: Eukaryota; Viridiplantae; Streptophyta; Magnoliopsida; Malpighiales; Euphorbiaceae. The transcript has a single exon. The coding region runs from base 206 to 1006 and encodes 266 amino acids. Gene Ontology annotation, biological process: pentose-phosphate shunt, non-oxidative branch. Gene Ontology annotation, molecular function: ribose-5-phosphate isomerase activity.